AUGGCUGAGAAGCGCAAGCUUCCCCCGCGCGAGCGACGCGAACCCGCCAAGCGACGUGUCUCCGAAGCCACGCCGCAAUCUCACAGAAAAAAGGCGCCAAUACCACGCGCUCCAUCGGUGGAUGCGCCAUUGCCAACACAAAUCAAGGAUGCAGAUGCUUUACCCAUUGUCCGUACGAGGCAGCCCGCGACCCUGUCAGACAAGGAGUAUCAAUCAAUCGCCGAAAGUGCGGUCCUCCUGGCCUCUCUGGAACGCUCAAAAAAGAAAUGGCUAAGCGAUGGGAUUCUCGUUCGUUAUUACACAAAACCCAAGAAGACCAAGCGCGAAGCGACCGAAAAGAAGAAUCCAUCAAAGGAAUCCAUGCUCAAAAUUGGACCAUGCGACGUCACCAUCGGACCCCAUUUGUUUGAUGCCAUGAUCUAUGUUGUGAAGGAUCCCAAUGCACCCCCGUCGCUUCAAUACACAGCCCCUCAACGGCCAACGGGCGUUCAAUGGGGCGUGCCCCAUACCCCGUACCGACCAUACGGCUCCCCAUCCAAUGCGCAACGACCUGCUCAAUACUCCCCUGCCCCGGCUGGACGACCCGGAUACCCUGGCAGCCAACCUUCACCGCAUCAAUGCCGCCCCAAUCAAGGCUCUGCGCCCUCACCCCAGGGAGGACAGCGACCACCACAAGGACAAAAGGGCACCAAUGGUCAACCUGCCAAACCCAGCCCAGACCCGGUUAUCCAGAUGCUGGCCACCCGAGCAGCCGCGGAUCCAGAUCUGAAGGCGCUGAUGCGUGUCGUGGCAUCCAGCCAGGCAUCACAGGAGCAGCUCCGGGCUUUCCAGGCACACAUUGACGAACUCAACGCCAUUAUCAAGUCGAGAGAGCAACAAGAACAGCGCCAACAGUCUUCUGCGGGGACGCCUACCCCUGCGCCCCAAACACAAUCCACACCACAGCCUCCGCAGAAGCCGGAAACUACGGCAAAACCGACGGCCGAGGCUCAGACACCUUCGAGCACUCCAGGCCCAGUGAAAGUCAAGGACGAGCCGACAGGAACCAGCGCUACAACUUCACAACCCGCACCCGCACCCACGCCAUCCGACCCAGCGCCCUCACCAGCACCCACACCCGCACCAGCACCAGCGGCAGCUCAACCUGCGACACCUAGUGCUGCCAUCCAACCUAUCACAUCUACACCAGCUCCACAGAAUCAGAGCCCGGCAAUACAAGCCACACCUGUCGCGACCCCACAGGCAGGCGCGCGGCCCAUACCACCUUCUUUCCAACAACCUUCCUACGGCACUCAGCCUCCGCUUCAAUCCCGGCCACCAGUCUACGGGGGGCCUGGUGCAUACCGACCCCCUCCAAUGCCCAUUGCCCCACCGCGCGUGAACUACAAGUCCGUAGUGUUCGAAUUCACAUCUCCAUUAACGCCAUACGGAAGCAGUACCUCAGGCCACGCAGGCUCAGGUGACCGCUACCUCUUCCCCGAAAACACCAUUUUGGAAUGGCUCCCUGCCGAAAACACAGUCAUUGCAUCAUUCUUGAUCGUCCGCAAAGUCGACCCAAAUACACCCUUCCCACUGGAGACCGCAACAGAAGCCGCAGCCAAGAACAAGGCCAAAGGCAAAGGCGCAUCCAAAGCCAAGGGCGACAAAAAAGUCAAAGACGAAAAGGGCCAACCAGCCACCCCAAUCCCAGGCCAACCUGCGCCAACCGAAACCCCCCAAAAACAAGAACCCACCGACCCUGCAACCCCAGGUAUGCCCACGGAGGCCAACCUAAAGGAAUACUGGCAACCAGUAACCUUCCGCAUCCAUGCGCCUAAUGCCAAAAUUCUCGAGCCGCUAGCUCGCGUAGUCAGACCUGCGGAGGAAGUCCGAAAAUAUAUGAAUGAAAUCAUGGACCGGGCAGAGCGUUCGCAGGAUGGAUACCUGGCUAUGCGACUACCUCGCGAAGAAGCCGAGGCUUUCGAGUCGGAAGGUACACCCGCUUCUGGUGCAGGCACUAGGAGUCGAUUAUCCCGUGUUCAGCUGGCUGAUGAAUCCGAGGUCGAGAGUGGGUUUGAGGAGGAAGAUGAGGAGGAACUUAAAGAUUUCUAUGAUCCUCCUAGUGGGUUGGCGCCGAUGAGGUAG
Messenger RNA from Penicillium salamii, 2124 nucleotides. The record is from the annotation of a GenBank genome assembly. Lineage: Eukaryota; Fungi; Ascomycota; Eurotiomycetes; Eurotiales; Aspergillaceae.